Osmia lignaria (orchard mason bee) is the source of this 847-nucleotide messenger RNA. RefSeq names its product mitochondrial ribosomal protein S6 (gene mRpS6). Gene Ontology annotation, cellular component: mitochondrial small ribosomal subunit; ribosome. Lineage: Eukaryota; Metazoa; Arthropoda; Insecta; Hymenoptera; Megachilidae. The record is from RefSeq and is a predicted model, not a curated record. Gene Ontology annotation, molecular function: small ribosomal subunit rRNA binding; structural constituent of ribosome. Gene Ontology annotation, biological process: translation.
CCAUGAUUGUAAUUUAGGUUAUAGUACUAAGUUGUGUUUAGUAGGAAGGUAGGAAGGAGUACGUUUGAAGUGUAUUUUAUUUCAUUAUUUAAGAUAAAAAUUUAUAAAUAUGCCGACCUAUGAAAUGCCAUUAUUAUUACGGCUCGGAAAGAAGAUAUUUCAUCAGUAAUAAUAAAGUCUAAUAAAAAUUCAGUCCUGCCUUUUAUUUUAUUUAAUGAUGAAUUGGCAUGUUCCCUAAUUUAUUGUUUAAUUCAGCAACUUUCUUCAAAAACAAGAAGAGUUUUGCUGUACCAUAAAGUAUAUAAAUGGACAACAAAUUCUAUUUGCAGGCUGAAUAUGCAAAUAUUUUAAAGAAUGUGGCAAAUUCGAUAUUUGAAACAGGAGGAUUCAUUAGAAAACUUGAGAAUUGGGGCGAUAAGGAACUACCAUGUAAAACAUCAAGUCAUGGUGCAGUUCAUAAAAAAGCUGGUCAUUUCUUCCUUGCCUUUGAUGCUCCGCCAGCCGCAAUAGAUAAAAUUGUUGAUGAAUGUAAAAGGAAUUUGAGUAUUGUAAGAGUAAGAGUAUAUUUACAGAAUGAACCACAACAAGUAGAAUGUACAUUUGCUGAAGAAUUAUUGCCCCCACCUUACAGACCUAGUGUUCAAAAAAUGUUGGAAAUAGCUAAGCAACAGAAAAAUGAUAAAUACAAAUUUAAACAUAAUUCGGGAUUGGACUAUUAUCCUUUCAUGAGAUGAGCAAUUUGUUUAUUAUUAUUUAUUAAAUAAUGCAGAAUGUAUGUACAGUUCGAAAUAAUAAAAUCUGUGUAAACAUGUUAUUAAUUGAUUUAUAAUAUAAAUAAAAAUAAUUA